ACCUGAUGACAGCUACAUAGAAAGAAGAUCACUUCUACUGAAAACUCUCUGAUGGGGCAUAAUUCGCCAGUUUUCAUGUGAUAGUUGUUAUGAAAAUUGUGGGAUAAAAUUGUAAAAAAAAUUCUGUUGAUCAGGAUUGUCAUGGAGUAUCUGCGGGCGAUCAUCCUGGUCACGACGUUAAUUCUCUCGGUAUUAUGCCCCAUUUACGGCCAGUCCCCAUCAGCCCCCCGCCGUCUCUCCGGGGGGUUGUCCGUGGAGCAGAUGAUCCGCGGCGGCGCCUUCGGGAUGUCGAAUGUGGAGUAUUUCGCCGAUGAGAUCGGUUAUCUGUUUGAGGAGCAGUAUCUAACGGGGCAGCCGGGCGCGGAGGGGAUGUUCCACCCCCUGGCCAGUCUCCAGCGACUGCUGGUGGAGGGGCGCUGGCCGUUUCCGGGGGAGAACGGCGCCACGCAGGCCACCACCCCGGCGUCCACUCCAGCGCCGCAAGUCAGCAGUGCCUGUGCGCUGGAUAUGGCCAGUUUGUUGUUGGGAUUGCGACAGAACUCCACGUUUGCUUUACAAGUGGCGGACGCCGCAGCUAAACCGGCCAGCGACAUUCUCCACGGCGCCCUGACCUGGCCGGGCAGCUUCAGUGAGUGCAUCGCGCUGAAUUCCCUACCGGAAACCAAGCGUUUAUUCCAGACACACUACUGCCUGGUGGCGGUGGGCCAGACCAUUCAACCACUUCCGAGUGGUUUUGUGAUGAUUUCGGCCAGUCCGCAUAUCGGUCUCUGCAUGCCGCAUUCCUGUAGCGAUCGCGAUACGGAUAUCCUUUUUAUCAUGGCACUGAACCAGUUGAACGUCAGCUUGGGGAGCCGGAAACUACUUGCCAACCUAGCCAAUGAGUACGUGUACGACACCAAGGCCAUCGCCUGGAUCGCCGUCUGCUGCUGCUUCCUGUUCGCUAUGAUAACCGGCACCGUCCUCGAUGUGGCCGUAGUCCGCUACGUCCCACCCGCCCCGCGCACCGACGACGAUGAGCUGCUGGUCGACACCGGUAUGGAGAAGGACGCGGCGGUACAGAGGAGCACCUUCCGUGUCGAUGAGGCCCACAUUGUGGUGCGUAUUCUGUUGGCAUUCUCCCUGUACACCAACGGCAUGAACCUGCUGAGCACCAAGAGUGUCCGGGCGCCGGGCAUCCAGGAUCUGGCGUGUCUGCACGGGAUCCGCUUCCUGACCAUGGGCUGGGUCAUUCUGGCCCAUACACACGUCUUCGCCAUACCCGUCUACUCGAACAUUCUGGAUGGAUUAACGGUUCUGUCGGACUUUUGGGAUCACACCGUCUCCAAUGCCUUCGUCGCCGUUGACACGUUCUUCACCAUCAGUGGGUUUCUGGUGACGUACAUUACCCUAAAGAAACUGAUGGCGCGUCCGCGUACCCACUGGUCGUUUUGGCCGGUGUUCUACGUGCACCGUUUCUGGCGUCUGACCCCGCCCUACAUGCUGCUGCUGGGCCUGUACGUCUCGCUGUACGCCUACACCGGCGCCGGGCCGUGGUGGCCCUUCUCCGGACCGGAAGUGGACGCCUGCCGUAACACGUGGUACGCCAACUUCUUCUACAUCAACAACGUCUACAAAGACCAGGAAAUGUGUAUGAAUUGGACUUGGUACAUGGCCAACGACAUGCAGUUCUACAUCAUCAGUCCCAUUUUCCUGUAUCUCUUUUCCAAGAACAAGAAACUGGGCAUUGUCGCCGUGCUGGCCGCCCUGGGGGCGCACAUUGCCGUCACUGCCGUCAUUUCCCACCACUACGCCCUGCCCAUUAGCCAGUUCGGCAGCAACCUCAGUGAUCCGAUGAGCCAACAAAAUGCCCUUAACUACAGUGUGUAUUAUUAUUUCAAGCCCUGGACCCGCAUCGGACCGUAUCUGAUUGGAAUUCUCCUGGGAUUUUUGAUUGUAUCCAAACCGGAGCUCAAACUGAAAUCCGUAUACACGACGCUGCUGUGGAUUUUCUCCAUUGGAAUAUUUGUCAGCAUCGUGUACGGCACGUAUCCCAACGACAACGGCGCGCCUUUCUCCAACAACCUGGCCAGCGCCUACAACGCCCUGCACCGCACCGCCUGGGCGGUCGGCCUGUCCUGGCUGAUCGCCGCCUGCAUCUACGGCUACGGCGGCCCCGUCAACGUCUUCCUGUCAUUCCGCGGCUUCAUCCCGCUGUCCCGGCUGACGUACUGCGCCUAUCUGAUCCACCCCAUGGUCAUCUUCCACCAGUACUACAUCAUGACGUCACCGCUGCGCUACGACAAGUACACCAUGACCUACUAUUUCUUCGGGCAUGUCUGCAUCACCAUGGGAUUGGCCGCGGUGGUCUCGCUGGCCUUCGAGGUGCCCAUGAUGCAGCUGGAGAAGCUGCUCUUUCGGAAGCUGAAGCUUAGUUGAUACCGGCCGCCUCCCGGGGGGGUCGGGGUUUUGUCUGUGAUUGCACGCGCGUGAGAUUGUUUUUGAUUGGAAUUUGGUUUCUUGUUAAGAAGAUUUUUCCGGUUGAUGCGUAUUUUGUUCAGUGAUCGAUAUAUAUUUCUAAAACGUUUUGUUCGAUGUUUUCCGUCGGAACGAAGCACGUUAACCAAAACUGAAAAAUACGAUGAUAUGCUGUGUUGUAAUUAUCAUAUUGUCGUGAAAUAAUUAGUCAAUAACGUGCCGGUAAAAGCUUAUUUGCAAUAAAAACAAGUUGAAA
Paramacrobiotus metropolitanus is the source of this 2710-nucleotide messenger RNA. Its product is annotated as nose resistant to fluoxetine protein 6-like. NCBI's taxonomy places the organism in Eukaryota, Metazoa, Tardigrada, Eutardigrada, Parachela, Macrobiotidae. Gene Ontology annotation, molecular function: acyltransferase activity, transferring groups other than amino-acyl groups. The record is from RefSeq and is a predicted model, not a curated record.